Molecule: messenger RNA, 243 nt
Organism: Knipowitschia caucasica
Lineage: Eukaryota; Metazoa; Chordata; Actinopteri; Gobiiformes; Gobiidae
Source: the annotation of a GenBank genome assembly
AUGGGGGAAGAAGGGGGGGAUAUUGAGGUGGGAGUGAAUGGAAUUUGGGGGGUAGGUUUGGGAGGAGUGGUGGGGGGGGUGGGUGUGGUUGUUUGGAUAGAGGUGAGGUUGUUGGUGUGGGGUUAUUUGAUGGUGUGGUUUUGGGAUGAGAGGAAGGUUUAUAGUAUGGGUUGUUGGGGGGUAUGGGGGGGGUAUUGUUGGGUGGGGUGGGAUUAUUUGGAAGGGGGGGGGGGGGGGGGGUAA